CAUCUCUAUAAAUUUCAUUUAACCCAUUGUGGUAUUCUCUUCUCCAUCGUUCAUCAGUAAUCUCUCUUAACUGUUUUUCUCUCGUCUUCUCGGAAAAAUAUACUAUUUUUCUCUCAAGAAUCUUUGAUAUUCCAAUGUCAGAAGAAUAUCAAGAAUCAGACAUUAUAUUUUCCGACCAAUCCUCAAUCCAAGAGUGUAACCGGAAAACUAAGUUCUCUAACAUCAGUAACGACGAGAAGGGCACGAGAAGUCGGAUGACGGCGGAUAAAACAUCUCCGGUGAGUAUUCCGGUGAAUCGUUUAAGGCUUAAGGAACGGGAAACGACGGAGGAGGAGUUGGAGGAGGAUAAAACUCCUCCGCAUGUUAUUAUCGAAAGAAGAAUGAAAGAGCAAAUAGCGUUUUCCCUCUGUACACUUAAAGGAAGAGACCUGAAUCGUCACCGGAACUCCGUUCUUAGGAUGACCGGUUUCUUAGAGGCUUGAUUUAUUUAACCGGCCGGUUCAUUUUGUACUAUUUAAACAGUUGACCGGUCUUUCUUUCGGGUGUGUGUUUUGGACGAAUCCCUGGCAUGUCUUGUAGUAUAAGGACUUGUUUUAAUGUUUUUUGAACAUUGAAUUGUUUUAAUGUUUUGAGUCCUGUUCUUUUUUAUUUUUUUCUUAAAUUGUUGAUUUGGUUGAUUGAGAAGAGGAAAUCCUCAAUAUAAUGUUUUAUUAAAUACAUAAAUUGGAUUUUAGGAUUGAUGGUU
Raphanus sativus (radish) is the source of this 745-nucleotide messenger RNA. RefSeq names its product protein S40-2. Bases 135 to 482 code for a protein of 115 amino acids. The transcript has a single exon. The record is from RefSeq and is a predicted model, not a curated record. Lineage: Eukaryota; Viridiplantae; Streptophyta; Magnoliopsida; Brassicales; Brassicaceae.